This is a messenger RNA of Symsagittifera roscoffensis, 3584 nucleotides long. Its product is annotated as serine/threonine-protein phosphatase 2A 56 kDa regulatory subunit gamma isoform-like. NCBI's taxonomy places the organism in Eukaryota, Metazoa, Xenacoelomorpha, Acoela, Convolutidae. The coding region runs from base 111 to 1952 and encodes 613 amino acids. The transcript has 12 exons. Gene Ontology annotation, molecular function: protein phosphatase activator activity. The record is from RefSeq and is a predicted model, not a curated record. Gene Ontology annotation, biological process: protein dephosphorylation; signal transduction. Gene Ontology annotation, cellular component: cytosol; nucleus; protein phosphatase type 2A complex.
GGAAUGAUAUAAGUAACAAUAGCGGGUAUUCAGUUCAAAUCUGCUAUGUUAUCAGAUCUUCAUCUCAUCUCCCAAUCUUUUUCUUUGUAAAAAAUUUUUUCCUGCUUGUGAUGAAAAAUCCACUGACUAUGCCGAAUAAACCAAAAAAGACAACUGGAACCAAGCAGAGCUCAAAAAGCAAUGCUGAAUCCGAGGAAAGUUUGAAAAAGGCUGCGCAUGGACCCGCGCCGCCCACGACACAAUUGUCCAAAAUUAAGUUCAAUCCAAAUGCGCCAAUUAGAAAAGAGAAGAGGCAAAACUCUUCUCGGUUCAACAUCAGUAAAAACAGGGAACUUACCAAGCUUCCCAAUAUCAUGGAAGCUGCAUCGGACGCUCGCGAGGAUUUAUUUAUUCAGAAGCUGAGGCAGUGUUGCACCAUAUUUGAUUUCGUGUUGGACCCAUUGAGUGAUUUGAAGUCGAAAGAAAUUAAACGAGCAGUUCUGAAUGAAUUAGUAGAGUAUGUUGCCCAUAACAGGGACGUGAUUACCGAGCCGAUAUACCCAGAAGCAAUUAAUAUGUUUGCCGUGAAUAUGUUCAGGUCUCUACCACCUGCAUCUAGUCCCACAGGAGCCGAGUUUGACCCAGAGGAGGACGAGCCGGCUCUAGAGGCUGCCUGGCCACAUCUCCAGAUAGUUCACGAAUUUUUUCUCCGGUUCUUGGAGUCUCCUGAUUUUCAACCAAAUAUCGCUAAACGGUAUAUCGACCAGAAGUUUGUUCUGCAGCUGAUUGAGUUAUUUGACAGCGAAGAUCCUCGGGAAAGAGAUUUUUUGAAGACUACGUUGCAUAGAAUCUAUGGAAAAUUUCUAGGUCUCAGAGCUUACAUCCGCAAACAGAUCAAUAACGUCUUCUAUAGGUUUAUUUACGAAACGGAAAAGCACAACGGAGUCGCUGAACUGCUCGAAAUCCUCGGCAGCAUCAUCAACGGAUUCGCGCUGCCGCUGAAGGAGGAGCACAAGGUGUUUUUGCUGAAAGUGCUGCUGCCCCUGCACAAGGUGCGCUCUCUCGCAGUCUACCAUCCACAGCUUGCUUACUGUGUGGUCCAGUUCCUCGAGAAGGACAAGGCACUCACUCACCCUGUCAUUAUGGGCCUCCUUAAAUUCUGGCCCAAGGUCCACAGUCCCAAGGAGGUCAUGUUUCUGAAUGAGUUGGAGGAGAUAUUGGAUGCUAUUAAGCCGGAGCAGUUCCAGGAUGUGAUGGUGCCUCUGUUCAAACAGCUGGCCAAGUGCGUCGCCAGUCCCCACUUCCAGGUGGCGGAGCGAACCCUGUACUUCUUCAACAACGAGGUCAUAGUCGGUCUGAUGCAGCAGAACACUGCAGUCAUCAUGCCCAUCCUGUUCCCCGCCCUCUACAAGCACUCGAAGACACAUUGGAACAAGACGAUCCACUCCCUCAUCUACAAUGGACUGAAGUUGCUGAUGGAUAUGGACCAGAAGUUGUUCGAUGACUGUGUGCACCAGUACAAGGCAGACAGACAGAAGGAGAAGGAACUGGCCCACAAUAGACAGAAUGUGUGGCUCCGGAUCAAAGACUGUGCCGACAAGAACCCCAACGCUAAGUUGGUGCAACAGCACUUCGACGGGGGCGCGGGAGACGUGACGCUGGUGCUGAACACUCUACAGGCCAGUGCGGGCGACGAGGACCCGGAAACAGACCCGGAUGCCCUGCCGACCCCAGAUGAACUGCACUCGACUAUACCUGUCCAAGCAGCACAGGCACCCACAGCUGCUGCACAAGCACCCGUGGCUAAGGCGACAGUUGCGGCGCCGGUGGUGACAGGGGACGGGACUAGUGCUGCUGCGGUGAUGCGGAGAAAGAGUGAACUGCCUCAGGACAUCUACACGCAGAAGGCACUCGAGUCACACAAGAGCCACGACGCACCAGGCCUCAAAACCAACCCAGAGAGCAAUGCAUAGACGGGGCCGAGGGGUUUGGGGGGGGGGGGGGUUAGAAGAGAAGAUAAGAGAAGAGAAGCAAAUCAAAUCAUAGAACACAACAACCACUACCCCCUACUCCCUCCUUACGUCUCAAAACAGAUACGAUAACAGAAACUGAGUGUAAAGCAAAGGAGAAAAAAAUAAAAUCAGUUCAGUAAUAACCUGGUCGAAUUAGUAAAAUUGAAAAUAAACAAACUGAAUUAUCAGUAGCAUUUAAAUCUCAAUAUACUAUAUCUCAGUCUCCUUGCCCCUCCCCCUCCCCCCUCCCACACACACAAUAGAUUUUUGUCAGUUAUUGCUGUGCAUGCUAGACAAAACCAGCUGAAAAAACAAUUUGAGAACGUUGAGAGUCUUUUUCAUUGGAACCCGGAGUAAAUUUUGGAGACUCAGAAAGCAGUUACGUUUAGCUUUUUGCUUGAACCUCAACUGUGCCCUGCUCCCAACUGAAUCAUAGAGACGUUUCCUCGAAACACUCUUCCUCCUCCUCCUCGUCCUCAGUUUGAAUUAUAUCGAAUAAAUUAAUCGUCUCCUCGGCAGAAAAAGAGAGCAAAAUCGCACCCAUUGUUAUUGCCAUUGGCGCCAUGCUGUAUGAUUUAAUCGUUGACUGUUUCUGUUCGAGUAGUUUUCAGUACAUGUCUAGUUUGUUCUACAUUCAAAUCAACUCAUUUCAACUCAACCAAUACAACAUGUUACCUUCCCUUUCCACAAGCAUCGAUGAAGUAAUGCAUAAUUCGAUAUUUUCAAUUGAUUUAAAGUCCGAGUGGAUGAGUAAAUUCAGGCUGUUAUUGGUGCAAAUAUCCCUGCCCAGUAUUUAAUAAGGCCCCGUCCGAGAAAAAAAAACAAGUGCUAAAUUAUUUUAUGUAGAGCAUUCAUAUACCCCUCGUCCAACUAUCUCCGUGAAAAAGAUGAAAAAUCUAUCAUUUAGUCACCCAAAUGAGAAAAACUUCGAAUAGACUGCAUAACACUGUACAGAUUUAUGCUCCAAGUGAACAAAUAAAAUGAGCUGUUGUGAAAUGUUUAAAAAUGUCUUGUAGUUGUUGCACCAUGAAAGUAAACAAUCAAUGAGCUACAUUGUGUCGGUGUGCAAUCUCAAAAAGCGAUAAUCCUUUCACACUAGUAUAUUAAUAAAUUAGGAGACUCAAUAAUUUAAACGGGUUGUUCUCUUUGACCUUUAACAGUUAACUUCAUCUGAGUGGUUCAUAACUGGUCAACGAGUGGCUACUGACAGUGUCCCCUUUUACCCAUUGGCCAACUGGGCAACAAAUAUGUUUACUCAGUCAUUGAAUGGAAAAUGUUGCAUAUUUUAACAGUCACCCAAUUCUGAAAGCAUUACAUAUUUUUAUAAUUCAAACAAAUAAUUAACAGUCUUAUUUACAACUUUUUGGCUUUGAAUUGCUUCCAGAAUUGAAAAUUCCCCAUCCAUGUUUUCCAUAAGAAUGCUAAAAGAUGUCAGAAGUGAACUUUAUAGCUGCUGCUGCUGCUGUUAACGAUGAAGAUGAUUUCAAGUUUGGUAUAGUAUUAUUUCGCUCCUCUUCUCUCUAAGCCAUCACACAAUUCGAGUUUUAUUAAUGAUGAGAGUAAAGAAUUUAAUUCAUUUUUCAUUUAACUCAA